GGUGGGUUUGAUCUAAAAAUUCGAUUUUUCUAGAUUUUCUUUUAAUUUUGCGGUGUUUUUGAAAUGGUCUAUUUCCAUAGCUCAAUCUCUCUUUGUAAGUCAGUUGAUCAACCACCAAAUCCACCCAUGGCGAAUUCGAUUGAUUUCGGUUCGAAAUCUAGGCAAAGCAAUAACUUUCAAAGGAAUCGGAGGAAUUAUAAUAGUUCAUCAUCGAUUUCUCUUCAGAUUCCACCUUGUGAUCGAUCUAGAUCAGCUAUAGUUGAUGUUGUUAUCUUCGUUGCUGUUGUUUUAUCUUGUGGCUAUUUGUUCUUCCCUUACAUAGAAUUUUUAGUGGUUAAUUCAAUUCAGAUUACAAGCAUGGUGUUGUUGUUGAUUAAGGAAGAGUUUUUGAUUGCGCCUUCGAUUUAUAUAUCUAUAGGAUUGAGUGUUGCUUGUGCUGUGUUUGCUACUUGGGGUGUUGUUGUUUGCACAACUAACAAAUGCGGUAAUCGAAAUUGUAAGGGUUUGAAGAAAGCUGCAGAGUUUGAUAUUCAAUUAGAGACUGAAGAUUGUGUGAAGAAUUCGCCUUCUUUUGCGAAAGAUAUCGGUGUUUGUAAGAAGGGUUUAUUCGAAUUGCCCCGCGAUCAUCAUAAGGAACUUGAAGCAGAACUCAAGAAGAUGGCGCCGAUUAAUGGAAGAGCUGUGCUUGUGCUGAGAGCUAGGUGUGGUUGUUCUGUUGGUAGGUUAGAAGUUCCGGGACCGAAGAAACAUCGAAAGAUCAAGAAGUAGGCGCAAGAACGGCUAUCCUUUUGAUUUAUAGGGAGGAGAAGGAUUGAAGAAAUGGAUAAUUGAAUUCGAUAUAGAAUCUGUAAUCUGUCUGGAUCUGAUUUUCUCAUUCUAUGAGGAAUUUGGAUGUUUUUAAAUAAGCCAUUUGGUAAUAAGUUGUAAGGAACUAUGUUUCAUACAAAUUUAGUUGGUUAUAUACUUGAGAAUAUACAUAAAAACGUUAAUUUGAAUUUA
This is a messenger RNA of Lathyrus oleraceus (garden pea), 999 nucleotides long. RefSeq lists its product as uncharacterized. Bases 64 to 768 code for a protein of 234 amino acids. The record is from RefSeq and is a predicted model, not a curated record. The transcript has a single exon. NCBI's taxonomy places the organism in Eukaryota, Viridiplantae, Streptophyta, Magnoliopsida, Fabales, Fabaceae.